AUAGUUGAUACGAUGACGGCCAGUACGUUGGCGUUGGAUAUGAGCCUGCCUCGGAGUGAUAACAGGUUUGAUGAUGCGUUUUUACCCACGAAGAGGCGACGAGGCUCCUCCUGUGGAGAUGUCCUCGAGGCCAUCACACGCUCUGAUGGUAUGUCAAGUUACGAUGAGAUA
Perkinsus marinus ATCC 50983 is the source of this 171-nucleotide messenger RNA. RefSeq lists its product as hypothetical. Lineage: Eukaryota; Perkinsozoa; Perkinsida; Perkinsidae. The annotation marks the transcript as partial. The transcript has a single exon. The record is from RefSeq and is a predicted model, not a curated record.